CCAUCGGCAUCCAGCCCCGCCCACGAGGGGCGUGGUCCCUCCCCUCUCUGUGACGUCACGGCUGUCCGGUGGCGCCGCGCCGGGAGGAGUCGCCGCCGCUCCGCGCGGGGCCGGGGCCGCCGCAGCGCCGUGGGUGGGAGUGAGUGCCCCCCCCCCCCCCACCUCCCCCCCACGGGGCACCAUGCCGCUGGGGCAGGAUGGGCCCAGCUGGAAGAAGAGGACCGAGGACAUUCGGCACAUCUACGACUUCCGAGAGGUCCUGGGAACGGGGGCCUUCUCCGAGGUGGUCCUGGCGGAGGAGAAAGCAACGCGGAAGCUGGUGGCCAUCAAGUGCAUCGCCAAGAAGGCCCUGGAGGGAAAGGAGACCAGCAUUGAGAAUGAGAUCGCUGUCCUCCACAAGAUCAAGCAUCCCAACAUCGUGGCCUUGGAUGACAUCUACGAGAGCAGCACACAUCUCUACCUCAUCAUGCAGCUGGUCUCAGGAGGGGAGCUCUUCGACCGCAUUGUGGAGAAGGGCUUUUACACAGAGCGGGAUGCCAGUGCCCUGAUCCGGCAGAUCCUUGAUGCCGUCAAGUACCUGCACGACAUGGGCAUCGUCCACCGUGACCUGAAGCCCGAGAACCUGCUCUAUUACAGCCUGGACGAGGACUCAAAGAUCAUGAUCAGUGACUUUGGGCUAUCGAAGAUUGAGGGCUGUGGCAGUGUCAUGGCCACGGCCUGCGGCACCCCUGGCUACGUGGCCCCUGAGGUGCUGGCGCAGAAGCCCUACAGCAAGGCAGUGGAUUGCUGGUCCAUUGGGGUCAUCGCCUACAUCCUGCUCUGUGGUUACCCCCCUUUCUACGACGAGAACGACGCCAAGCUCUUUGAGCAGAUCCUACGGGCUGAGUACGAGUUUGACUCACCCUACUGGGACGACAUCUCGGACUCUGCCAAGGACUUCAUCCAGCACCUGAUGGAGAAGGACCCCAGCAAGCGCUUCACCUGCGAGCAAGCCCUGCAGCAUCCCUGGAUUGCUGGGGACACAGCCCUGGACAAGAACAUCCACCAGUCUGUGAGUGAGCAGAUCAAGAAGAACUUUGCAAAGAGCAAGUGGAAGCAAGCCUUCAAUGCCACGGCGGUGGUGAGACACAUGCGGAAGCUGCAGCUGGGAACCAGCCAGGAGGGCCCUGGGCUGUCAACUGCCCCCAGCCCCCGUGAGCGGCUGCGGGGGAGCACCAGAAACGGGUCGGACUGUGGGCACCUGCCCAUGCGGAGAGCUCAGUACCUGCCACCGGACUGAGCAUGGCCCCACAUAGGCACGUCCUGCUGGGGCCGGGGAGGGUGCCGGGGGUCCUGGCCCUCCCAUGGGCCCAGUGUGGUGCAAGGGGCGCUGCAGUGCCAGAGCAGGGGGGUGGACACAGCACGGGGGCACCCUGCCCUGAUUGCCCUGUCUCGCAGCCCACAGUGGGAUGGGGGACCCUGCCCAGCCCCAGGCAUGUGGGGCUGCCCUCUGCCGCAGGCUCGGAGCAGAGCUCUGCAUCGGGGCAGGGGCAGCCUGGGGACCCCACCUCAGCUCAGGCCUGUGUCCUGGGCACCCUCCCACAUUACCUCCCCACCCCUGGCACUGCCCCCCCCACCAAGCAUGGUCAAGGAGAAUUUUCCAAAUGGAUGUUUCUAUUUUAUUGCUUGUAAUAAAGGUAAAAGGCCA
Phalacrocorax carbo (great cormorant) is the source of this 1687-nucleotide messenger RNA. The record is from RefSeq and is a predicted model, not a curated record. Lineage: Eukaryota; Metazoa; Chordata; Aves; Suliformes; Phalacrocoracidae.